Molecule: messenger RNA, 1684 nt
Organism: Chaetura pelagica (chimney swift)
Lineage: Eukaryota; Metazoa; Chordata; Aves; Apodiformes; Apodidae
Product: rhodopsin
Exons: 6
Coding region: 173-1684 (503 amino acids)
Biological process (GO): visual perception; phototransduction; G protein-coupled receptor signaling pathway
Cellular component (GO): photoreceptor outer segment; membrane
Molecular function (GO): G protein-coupled receptor activity
Source: RefSeq, a predicted model, not a curated record
CCCAGAGCUUACCCCAAGAGGCACUUUAUAAGGGACUCCCUGCAGAGGUGACCGGAGCCACUUCCCUGGGGUGACAGCGAAGGCUGAGAGGUGGCGGGAGCCCCGCUCCAGCAGCCACCCCUGCACUCAAAACAACCACCCCUGAGGAAGAGGCACCUCACGAACCGCAACCAUGAACGGCACAGAAGGCCAAGACUUCUACGUACCCAUGUCCAACAAGACUGGGGUGGUGAGGAGCCCCUUCGAGUACCCCCAGUACUACCUGGCUGAGCCCUGGAAGUUCUCAGCGCUGGCUGCCUACAUGUUCAUGCUGAUCCUGCUCGGGUUCCCCAUCAACUUCCUCACCCUGUACGUCACCGUCCAGCACAAGAAGCUCCGGACACCUCUAAACUACAUCCUUCUGAACCUGGCGGUCGCCGACCUCUUCAUGGUCCUUGGAGGCUUCACAACCACCAUGUACACCUCGAUGAAUGGGUACUUUGUCUUUGGAGUAACAGGGUGCUACAUCGAGGGCUUCUUUGCUACACUGGGUGGUGAAAUUGCUCUCUGGUCGCUGGUUGUCCUGGCUAUCGAAAGAUACGUGGUGGUCUGCAAGCCCAUGAGCAACUUCCGCUUCGGGGAGAACCAUGCCAUCAUGGGGGUGGCCUUCACCUGGGUCAUGGCCCUGGCCUGCGCAGGCCCCCCGCUCUUUGGCUGGUCCAGGUACAUCCCCGAGGGCAUGCAGUGCUCGUGCGGGAUUGACUACUACACGCUGAAGCCAGAGAUCAACAAUGAGUCUUUCGUCAUCUACAUGUUCGUGGUUCACUUCACGAUCCCACUGACCGUCAUCUUCUUCUGCUACGGGAACCUGGUCUGCACUGUCAAGGAGGCUGCCGCCCAGCAGCAGGAGUCGGCCACCACCCAGAAGGCAGAGAAAGAAGUGACCCGCAUGGUCAUCAUCAUGGUCAUCUCCUUCCUGAUCUGCUGGGUGCCCUAUGCCAGUGUUGCUUUCUACAUCUUCACCAACCAGGGGUCGGACUUCGGGCCCGUCUUCAUGACCAUCCCGGCAUUCUUUGCCAAGAGCUCUGCCAUCUACAACCCCGUGAUCUACAUUGUCAUGAACAAACAGUUCCGUAACUGCAUGAUCACAACCCUUUGCUGCGGCAAGAACCCGCUAGGCGACGAGGACACGUCUGCUGGCAAGACAGAGACCUCCUCGGUCUCCAGUCCCCCCCGCUUAGGCCCGCCGGAGCGGCCGGUGCUCGGGGCGCCCCGGGAGCAGAGCCCAGCCCCGCGCGGCGGGAUCCCCUCUCCUGGCACUAGGAACCCUGGGAACAAGGCUGGAAAUGCCCAGCAGGCAGCAGCGAAGCCCCGGAGCCGUGCAGCAAAGCCCCAGCGGGCAGCCAGCCGCCCCGGGGGGGCCGGGAAAAGGCGUUUAGGGCCCCCCGUGGGUCCGGCCGCCCAGGAUGCAGGGGAAGGCGAUGGUGACAGUGACAGCUCUGCGGGUGCUGCGGCCAAGGGACCCCGGAAGGUGCCUGCGGGAAAAAGCAAAGGGAAGGCACCCAGCAGAGCACAGCGAGAUGCCCCCAAGGCGAAGGGGGGUCAAGGCAAGGCAAAGAAGCCUCUGGCAGCCCCAGGAGCCGGCCAGGAGAAGGCAGGGCUGCGGAAGGCAGCCCCCCCCCAGGGGGGCAAGAAGGCCCUGUAG